AAUUUGACAGCAAUAUCUAUCUGCAGAUCUGUCAUACACGAACACCUCGUCAAAUCAAAUAUGUACAGUAUACCAAAGAGUAUAGUACAGGUAUAUGUACUUAGCCAGAGUUGAUUGAUUAAUGUUUAUGUUAAUACGGAUACCAGAAAAGCCCAGUCCCUGGUAAACUAAUUAUAUUUGCUUUUAAAAGGGAUCAGCUACUUAAACUUUCAAUCACUCUAGGCAGAUGCUUGCAGGAAACAAUAGAGGAAGUCAAGAGAAUCUCUUAUCGGAUUACAAUAGAGACCCAGGAGUCCCAAAUGGCUAUAACUCGUGUUUACCCAACACUUGGCAGUUCAACACCCGUUGUUGGGAUAGCGCUGGGCCAGAUAAAAUCGAAAAUAAAACUAUAUUUCAGAGAGGAAGCAAAUGGUGGGUAAGAACUUGGAGUAGCAGUACCAUGGCUAAGAUAUUGAAAGAAAUCUAUGCAUUCCGACAAACAAUUAUCAUCAUCGUUCUACCUUUGAUUGCGUCCAUCUUACCAAUAGUUUACCGAGAUGGGCCUUCAAAGGGAGGAUUUGUGGUGAUAGUAAUGGCUGGGUACUGGAUGACAGAGUCCCUGCCAUUAGCUGUCACUGCCAUCCUACCUGUCAUCUUGUUUCCGAUGCUGGGGGUCCAGGAAUCGGACGACGUCUGUCGUAACUACCUCAAAGAUACCAACUUUCUGUUCGUUGGUGGUCUCAUUAUGGCAAUCGCUAUAGAAACCUGGAAUCUACAUCGUCGUAUUGCUCUACGAAUCCUACUGCUGGUUGGAUCAGAACCGAGAUGGUUGAUGCUUGGUUUUAUGAUCUGUACUGGCUUUCUGUCCAUGUGGAUCAGUAACACUGCUACUACUGCUAUGAUGAUACCUAUAGCCCAGGCAGUGCUUAAUGAAAUCCUAAAGCAAAGGGCCUUGGCUAGGAAGAAGACCUUCACAAAUGAAAGUUUUGAGAUAUGUGAAGAUACUGAAUACAUAAAAAGUGAAAAUCACUCACAGAAGAUAAGUAUACCCACUGAGAUGGACAAUACCAAAGAGGAAUUGGCUGAUGUUGUAACAACUAGCGUUGAUGACAUUAGUUUGACUGCAGAUGGUGUAGAAGCUGGAAAUAAUGAAGAGGAACAGUCUGAUGAAGUGAAGGUUGAUUUUACUGACCUUUGCCCUGAAGACAAGGCCUUAAGCAAAGCCUUGCUUCUCUGUAUACCGUAUGCGGCCAAUGUAGGUGGCACUGCGACCAUUACAGGAACAGGGCCUAACCUUGUUGGUCAGUCUGUCAUUGAUGAUCUGUAUGGCAAUGAUGCUAACGUAACCUUUGCCACAUGGUUGGCGUACUGUCUGCCUGGAAUGAUAAUUCUUCAAAUCUUAGCCUGGUUGUGGUUACAAUUCUUGUUCAUUGGUUUCAGAGGUUGUGGAAAGGAGUGUGGUGAAUGUUUUCGUUGUCGCUGUAAUUCUGGAGAAGAGAGUAAGGCUGCUCAAUUAGUUAUCAAGAAACAGUACGAUGAACUAGGACCUAUUACGUGGGCAGAGGGCGCAGUGUUUGGUCAUUUUUUAUUACUGGUACUACUGUGGCUAUUCCGUGAGCCAUCUUUUAUACCAGGUUUUGGCGGAUGGUCUGUUAUCUUUCCUGAGCCAGAGUACAUAACGGAUGCCACAGCAGCAAUUUUUGUUUCAUUCCUUCUCUAUGUAUUCCCUUCAGAAGUUCCCAAUUUUCUUUGCUGUAGAAGGAAAGAUGAUGACUCCCCAGUAGGACCGAGGAAAGCCCUCCUUGACUGGAAGAUUACCCAGAAAAAGAUGGCCUGGAAUAUUGUAUUUCUCCUUGGUGGGGGGUUUGCAUUAGCUGAUGGAUGUGAGAAAUCGGGGCUGAGUGCCUGGAUGGGUGAAAAGUUUGAGAGCCUUGACAGCAUACCUCCCUGGACACUGCUCCUUAUCAUCACUGUGAUUAUUGCUCUUUUCACCGAGUUCUCCAGCAAUGUAUCCACAGCUUCCAUAUUUGCACCUAUCUUAGCUCAACUGGCUGAAGCCUUGUGUAUCAACCCAUUGUACUUGGUGAUCCCAUCAAUUCUUGCAUGCUCGUUGGCCUUUAUGCUUCCAGUGGCCACACCUCCUAACGCAAUAGCGUUUUCAUAUGGCCAACUCAGUAUUCCAGAUAUGGCGAAGGCCGGUGCCAUGAUGAAUAUUAUCGGUAUCCUGGUGGUCAACUUGAUGAUGAACACUUACGGAAUUGUCAUAUAUGAUGCUCGCCAGUUCCCAGAAUGGGCAGCGGAUGAAAACAGUACCUGUCUUGAAGGACCAACUUUCAGCCCGAUAACGGCAGGUAUGUACACUACGCCGUCCAAUGGAACUUGUGUAUGCUGAUCAAGGCAGGUGUCAUCAUCCUGUCAUCACACACCUGCUGGUGUAACAGGUGUCACCUUUUAUACCAAAACAGUUGACUAUGCAGUUACUGUUCAAUGAGGUGCUGCAAGUACAAAGACAGUAAAAAAAAAAAUUAUUGGGGGAAAUAUGUUUUCUUGUAUCUCAAUUUUUAUACUUCACAAUUCUAUGUACUUCUCUCCUUCAAUGUGUAUAAAAAUAAAGUUUGAAGAGGACUUCUAGUCAAGUGAGGUUACUAUUUUAUAUUGUCAAAUUAAUAAAAUUUAAAGACAGUGAACACUGA
This is a messenger RNA of Anneissia japonica, 2672 nucleotides long. Its product is annotated as solute carrier family 13 member 5-like. Gene Ontology annotation, cellular component: membrane. The transcript is spliced from 13 exons. Bases 227 to 2371 code for a protein of 714 amino acids. Gene Ontology annotation, molecular function: transmembrane transporter activity. The record is from RefSeq and is a predicted model, not a curated record. NCBI's taxonomy places the organism in Eukaryota, Metazoa, Echinodermata, Crinoidea, Comatulida, Comatulidae. Gene Ontology annotation, biological process: monoatomic anion transmembrane transport.